GUAGCAUCAUUCCUUUUUCAUUUCUGUUGCUUCACGUUUUAAGAGCCCAAAGCUAAUUCGAAUUCGGAUCUUAAUCUUCACUUUGUUCUUCGAUCUCGCGAACCAGUGAGGUGGAGUUUCAAUAAUGAUGGAGAAGGCAGAUUCUGUGCAGAAGCUGUACACGCGCAUGCGACUCUGGGAAUUUCCGAAUCAGUACGUGAUUGAGCCGACGGAUGGCUCUUCUGGUUCGUCUUUGGCUGUUAAUCGGAUAGAUGGCUCCAUGAAGCUCAUUGAUGAGGUUCCUGAAUGCAGCUCCCCUCGAGUUCCAAAGAUUUAUACAAUUUUUGGUGUUGUUGGGAUGUUGAGGCUCUUAGCUGGAUCGUAUUUGCUGGUUAUAACUGAGCGUGAAUGUGUUGGAUCUUACUUGGGGCAUUCAAUUUUCAAAGUUUCUUCAUUGAAGGUUUUUCCAUGUGAUCAUUCUCUUAAAAGUACCACUGCUGAGCAGAGAAAAACAGAGAUGGAAUUUUCUGCACUGCUAAAUGUUGCUGAGAAAACCUCUGGUCUGUUCUUCUCAUAUGAAACUAAUUUAACUCUGAGUGCACAACGAUUGAAUGACCUGGGUGAUGAAUCUAUGUUGCUUCCUCUUUGGAGACAGGCAGAGCCUCGAUUCCUAUGGAACAAUUAUAUGUUAGAAGUUCUCAUAGAUAGCAAGCUUGACCCAUACUUGCUUCCUGUAGUCCAAGGCAGUUUUCAUCACCUUCAAGCAGCCAUUGGGAAAGAUAUUAUUGACAUCACUUUGAUUGCAAGAAGAUGCACUAGAAGAAAUGGAACUCGAAUGUGGAGAAGAGGAGCUGAUCCCGAUGGCUAUGUAGCCAAUUUUGUGGAAACAGAACAAAUUAUGCAGUUUAGUGGGUAUACUGCUUCAUUUGUUCAGGUCCGUGGUUCAAUUCCACUCCUCUGGCAGCAAAUUGUCGACCUCACUUAUAAACCAAAGUUUGAGUUAUUGAAAAUUGAGGAAGCUCCACGAGUUCUAGAGAGGCAUUUCUUAGAUUUAAGGAAAAAAUAUGGGGCUGUAUUGGCUGUUGAUCUUAUUAACAAGCACGGAGGAGAAGGGCGACUGUGUGAAAAAUUUGGUGAUACAAUGCAGCAUGUGGCUAGUGAUGAUGUAAGAUAUCUUCACUUUGAUUUUCACCAUGUUUGUGGGCACAUUCAUUUUGAUCGUCUUUCAAUCCUUUAUGACCAAAUUUCAGAUUUUCUUGAGAGAAACGGAUAUCUUCUAUUGAAUGAAAAGGGGGAGAAAAUGAAGGAGCAACUUGGAGUCGUUAGGACCAAUUGUAUUGAUUGUUUAGACCGUACAAAUGUGACCCAGAGCAUGAUAGGCCGACAUAUGUUGGAAUUUCAGCUUAGAAGGCUUGGUGUCUUUGGUGCUGAAGAAACCAUUAGUUCACAUCCAAAUCUGGAUGAAAGCUUUAAGAUCUUGUGGGCUAAUCAUGGGGAUGAUAUAAGUAUUCAAUAUUCAGGAACUCCUGCUCUAAAAGGGGACUUUGUCAGAUUUGGGCACCGCACAGUUCAAGGGAUACUAAAAGAUGGUUGCAAUGCUCUUCUACGAUAUUAUUUAAAUAAUUUUAGUGAUGGAACAAAGCAGGAUGCAAUUGAUCUCCUGCAAGGACAUUAUAUAGUUUCUGUCAGCCGAGAUACAGCUGCCACUUCUCAGAAAGGAGGCCUUGAAGCUAUAGCUUCAUUUCCUCUGGCUUUGGCUCUGGUUUUGACCGGAUUUCUUUUUGCAACCAUGUCAUUGAGGCAAGUUCGAUAUGAUUUUCGGCACUUCUUCUUUUCGCUAAUGUGGGCGGGCAUUAGUAUUGGUAUAGCAGCAUUUGUGAGGGCCAACGGCCGUCUUUUCUGCAACAGACCUCGUCUACACAAUCCUCGUUGAUUACUUAUACAAAUCAGUCUGAGUAAUUAGAAUUUUUUUUGUGGAAGUAUCCAGCUUCUGUCGCAGUAGUCACCAGCAGAGGUCUUAGUUCUACAUCUAGAUCACUUUAACGAAUUUAAUAUUUACUCCAGAUAUAUAUUAUAUAAUCCUCCUUGCUGUUUAUUAUAUUUAUUCUUCUUUACUAAUUUUUAAUCAUUGUAGUUUCCAGAUAUAUAUUCAUAUAAUAGUCCAGUCAUGUUCCAUUUGUGUGAUUGCUGCUUUACCGGUGUUUCAUAAGCACCGUCUCCUCCUUGUAUAUUUGAGUUUUAUUUGUGCCUUCUUUAUGAUGGAAUCAUUUUAAGGUUAUUAGGAAAUACAUUGAUUUUAUUAUCAUCUAUGCUUUUAAGCAAAUU
This is a messenger RNA of Abrus precatorius (Indian licorice), 2304 nucleotides long. RefSeq names its product phosphoinositide phosphatase SAC7-like. The record is from RefSeq and is a predicted model, not a curated record. Gene Ontology annotation, cellular component: endoplasmic reticulum. Gene Ontology annotation, biological process: phosphatidylinositol dephosphorylation. Lineage: Eukaryota; Viridiplantae; Streptophyta; Magnoliopsida; Fabales; Fabaceae. The transcript is spliced from 21 exons. Bases 125 to 1912 code for a protein of 595 amino acids. Gene Ontology annotation, molecular function: phosphatidylinositol-4-phosphate phosphatase activity.